GCGACGACCGCCGCAUCAACCUGCUGGUCAAGAGCUUCCUCAAGUGGGGCCACGGCGCCAGCCACGAGGAGGGAUACACCCAGUACCAGCGCAUGCUGAGCACAUUAUCACAAUGUGAAUUUUCAAUGGGUAAAACUCUGCUGGUAUAUGAUAUGAACCUCAAAGAAAUGGAGAACUAUGAAAAAAUCUAUAAAGACAUAGAAAAUAGCAUAGCUGCAGCGCAUGAAAAAAUUGCUGAAUGCAAAAAGCAGAUUCUGCAAGCAAAGAGGAUACGAAAAAAUCGCCAGGAAUAUGAUGCAUUGGCCAAAGUAAUACAGCACCAUCCAGACAGGCAUGAAACAUUAAAGCAGCUAGAAGCUUUAGGAAAAGAACUUCAACACCUUUCUCACAUUAAAGAAAAUGUUGAAGAUAAGCUGGAAUUGAGACGAAAACAGUUUCAUGUUCUUCUGAGUACUAUCCAUGAACUUCAGCAAACUCUAGAAAAUGAUGAAAAGCUUUCAGAAGCAGAAGAAUCCCAAGAAACUCAAAUGGAAACAGAGACCAAACCGUAGCUAGAUUCUGGACUUAUCUGAGAAUUUCUACAGCUUCGAACAUGCAGUGAAGCUGGUACCUCUUAGACUUGUGAUUACAAAUUCAAAUUUUUCUUUAAAAAAAAAUACUUGUUUUGUUAGUGGGCCAAUGGAAUUGUUGCAGAUAAUCUUUGUACACAAAGUGUAAAAGGCAUUUUAUUUGAUUAAGCCUAAGAAAUACAAUAGCUUGUGAACUAAGACAUUUGUAGUCUUUUUGUUGUGAGGCGUGACAUUAGGAUGGUCUUUAAAAAUGAAGAUGUUUAUGCAUUAUUAAUAAACAUUUUUCCAAGCAA
Molecule: messenger RNA, 862 nt
Organism: Alligator sinensis (Chinese alligator)
Lineage: Eukaryota; Metazoa; Chordata; Crocodylia; Alligatoridae
Gene: THOC7
Product: THO complex 7
Exons: 7
Coding region: 93-551 (152 amino acids)
Biological process (GO): mRNA export from nucleus; mRNA processing
Cellular component (GO): THO complex part of transcription export complex
Source: RefSeq, a predicted model, not a curated record